Molecule: messenger RNA, 1597 nt
Organism: Sarcophilus harrisii (Tasmanian devil)
Lineage: Eukaryota; Metazoa; Chordata; Mammalia; Dasyuromorphia; Dasyuridae
Gene: PEX39
Product: chromosome 4 C6orf226 homolog
Exons: 1
Coding region: 453-938 (161 amino acids)
Source: RefSeq, a predicted model, not a curated record
CUAGAGUAAAAACAAAACCUUUGUUCUGUGGGCCUUUAAAGAAACAUAAAGCAUAACGCAUCUUCGAGCGUAAAGCACCCUAGAGUCACUUCUAGCCUUGGCGGUUUGACUCUGGGACUGUGCUCCCCCUCCGGGCUGCCUUGGUAGGGCCCAGCCCCUGCCUCACGUCCGGCCACCCGCUCUUUCCCGGACUCCCGAAGCGGAAGUAAGUGGGGGCUCUCCCGCCUCCUGCAGAGGCGGGGCCGGCGGCACCGGGGCCCGGGAGCGGUGGGGGGUGUCUGCUGUUCUAACGCGUCUGUGGUCUCCUCUGCUCCGCUGUUGACCGCAGACCAGGCCCGGGAGCCAGUCCCGGCCCGGGAGCCAGACCCGGCCCGGGAGCCAGUCCCGGCCCGGGAGCCAGUCCCGGCCCGGGAGCCAGACCCGGCCCGGGAGCCAGACCCGGCCAGGUGCGCAUGCAACCCAGCCCGAGAGCAGGGGAGAACCCGGGCCCCGACCCGAUGGGGAGGAGGAACCCAGGGCCGGACCCUGCAGGAGGAGAGGGCCCGGCCCGCAGCCCCGCUGUCGCGGAUGACGUGAUGCCCCGGGUCCCCGGGGCUCCGGCUCGGGAAGAGGAAGGUGGCCCUAGCCGCCGCCCCCGAGAUGCUGCUCGGGCAGAAGAGCCGCGCCGCCCGGGGGUUGGGCAGGCGGGGCCAGCUCGCCCCUGCGCCCGGGACCAGGGCCCGGCGCUGCCCAAGGGAACGAGGGAGGUUCCGGAGGCGUCCCGUGCCGUGCCCCUCUCCGAGAUCCUGCGGCUGGUGCAGCAAGGCCAGGACAUCCCCGGGCUGCAGAAGCUGCACAUUACGGCCACCUGCAGGGAGCCCACCGCGUCGCGCAUCCCCCGGAGGCCCAAGCCUUGGGAAACUCGGCUGCCGGCCAGCCCCGCCGUGCCCUCGCCCUAGUCCGGCGGGACCAGCUCGGCGGGAGCCCCCAAACGCCGGGCCGGUGUGGGGGAGCAGACCUGGGCCAACAUCGCCGCCCGCCGCCCUUUCUUUGUGCAGACAUGCAGACCUUGUCUUGUGACUGGCGCGCUCCUGAGCAGUUGGGGCCAGGCUUUCGGGAGGAAAAAAGUGCCCUCCUGAGCGCGAAGGGGCACGAACGCAAAGGGCGGCAACCUUGGCUGAGAAGUGGAUCAGCCGCCUCGGACACUCCCGGGCAGCCAGAGCAAAUCCGCCCCCUUCCCAGCCACUGUCCUCAGCACACGUGAUGUGGAAAAUGUCGUGCACACUUCAUGCGAGGCCGUGACCUGCACAGGAGCUUUGGUUUCCGUGGCUUUGAGGACAAACUAAAACUUUGAGCUUGAGGACAGUUAUCGAAGGGGAUGAAUUUGAAUACUUAAUGAAAAAAAUGCUUACAAAGUUAAGAGGCUUGACACUUUUGACACUGUGAAAGUAUUCAGUACCGUCCUCAAGCUACCGAAAGUACAAACCAGCCAUAAUACCAAACGUUAUAAAGCUAGCUUAGACAAUAUGAAAAUCCAGUUUUAGUUUCUCUUGAAUAUUCCCUUUCCAAAUGGAAAUUUAUGGUGUGCGUAGAUUAUAAAUAAAUAUGAUGUACCUAA